GCUAGUUCUUCUUCUGUUGCUGAAAAUCUUCCACUGGAUGGAGGAAAAAGAGGAGUUGGCAGGAAGGAGACUUUGUGGCUGGAGCUGUGCCUGUCUUUGCAUCUCAUCAUGGGCUCUACCGAGGGAACCAUGUUUGGGUCUGACCCAGUGGCCCUCUAAUAUGGGGAAAGGGUUGAGUUCCUUCCGUGAUUCCUUCCUUCUCUUAUCCUGUCCUUCUGUGUUUCUUCCCUUCCAUCUUUCCUUUCUUCUUUCCUUUUUGCUUUGUUUUCCUUGAGCCAGAGGUAUGCGGCUUCAUGUCUAACCUUUUGCUUCUUCUUUCUUGACCAGGACGUGAGAGUUCUCUGGAGCCACCCCUGCCGUGAUGGGAAACGAACCAGCUUCUAGUCGAUAUUAAGGCAUUUGGAAACCAAAGUGCAGGAAGGAAACCAGUCCUCUAGGAAAAAGGAUUCCUCUCAAGGGGCUGAUCUUGCUGAAUUCCUACAUUCACUUUGGAUUAUACAGUAGAACCAUAGAGUCGGAAGAGACUGCAUGAGGCACCCAGUCCAGGCCUCUGCCGUGCAGGAAAAGCGCAAAGUACCCCUGACAGAUGAGCAUCUAGCCUCUGUUUAAAAGAUUCCAAAGGAGCUUUCACUACAUUUUGAGGCAGAGAGUUCCACCGCUGAACAACUCUUACAGUCAGGAAGUUCUUCUUAAUGUUCAGAUGGAAUCUACUUUCCUGUAAUUUGAACCCACUGCUGUGAGUGAUCAGAAAGGGAAAAACAAGAAUCAAGUGUCCAUUUUGGAAUUAAAUGUACGUAGCACUAUUGACAUGGAGGAGAAAGCAUAUAAAUGUAUCGAAUGUGGGAAGAGCUUUAGUCAGCAUGGAAAGCUGAAGAGACAUCAAAGGACUCACACUGGGGAGAAACCCUAUAACUGCCUGGAGUGUGGACAGAACUUUGCUCAUAGUUCAGGCCUACGUUCACAUCAAAGGACUCACACUGGGGAGAAACCCUAUAAAUGCCUCGAAUGUGGACAGAGCUUCUCUCAUAAUUCACAUUUAUAUAGACAUCAAAGGACUCACACUGGGGAGAAACCCUAUAACUGCCUGGAGUGUGGACAGAGCUUUGCUCGUAGUUCAGGACUACGUUCACAUCAAAGGACUCACACUGGGGAGAAACCCUAUAAAUGCCUCGAGUGUGGACAGAGCUUUGCUCGUAGUUCAGGACUACGUUCACAUCAAAGGACUCACACUGGGGAGAAACCCUAUAAAUGCCUGGAGUGUGGACAGAGCUUUGCUCGUAGUUCAGGACUAUGUUCACAUCAAAGGACUCACACUGGGGAGAAACCUUAUAAAUGCCUCGAGUGUGGACAGAGCUUCUCUUAUAAUUCACAUUUACAUAGACAUCAAAGGACUCACACUGGGGAGAAACCCUAUAACUGCCUGGAGUGUGGACAGAGCUUUGCUCAUAGUUCAGGACUACGUUCACAUCAAAGGACUCACACUGGGGUGAAACCCUAUAAAUGCCUCGAGUGUGGACAGAGCUUCUCUCAUAAUUCACAUUUAUAUAGACAUCAAAGGACUCACACUGGGGAGAAACCCUAUAACUGCCUGGAGUGUGGGCAGAGCUUUGCUGUUAGUUCAGGUCUGCGUUCACAUCAAAGGACCCACACUGGGGAGAAACCUUACAAAUGCCUGGAGUGUGGGCAGAGCUUUACUCUGAAGGGAAACUUACAAACACAUCAAAGGACUCACACUGGGGAGAAACCCUAUAACUGCCUGGAGUGUGGACAGAACUUUGCUCAUAGUUCAGGCCUACGUUCACAUCAAAGGACUCACACUGGGGAGAAACCCUAUAAAUGCCUCGAAUGUGGACAGAGCUUCUCUCAUAAUUCACAUUUAUAUAGACAUCAAAGGACUCACACUGGGGAGAAACCCUAUAACUGCCUGGAGUGUGGACAGAGCUUUGCUCGUAGUUCAGGACUACGUUCACAUCAAAGGACUCACACUGGGGAGAAACCCUAUAAAUGCCUCGAGUGUGGACAGAGCUUUGCUCGUAGUUCAGGACUACGUUCACAUCAAAGGACUCACACUGGGGUGAAACCCUAUAAAUGCCUCGAGUGUGGACAGAGCUUCUCUCAUAAUUCACAUUUAUAUAGACAUCAAAGGACUCACACUGGGGAGAAACCCUAUAACUGCCUGGAGUGUGGGCAGAGCUUUGCUGUUAGUUCAGGUCUGCGUUCACAUCAAAGGACCCACACUGGGGAGAAACCUUACAAAUGCCUGGAGUGUGGGCAGAGCUUUACUCUGAAGGGAAACUUACAAACACAUCAAAGGACUCACACUGGGGAGAAACCCUAUAAAUGCCUGGAGUGUGGACAGAGCUUCGCUCGUAGUUCAGCACUACGUAGACAUCAAAGGACUCACACUGGGGAGAAACCCUAUAACUGCCUGGAGUGUGGCCAGAGCUUUGCUCGUAGUUCAGGACUACGUUCACAUCAAAAGACUCACACUGGGGAAAAACCAUAUAAAUGCCUGGAGUGUGGACAGAGCUUUACUCAGGGGGGACAUUUACGUUCACAUGAAAGGACUCACACUGGGGAGAAACCCUAAAAAUGCCUGGAGUGUGGACAGAGCUUUGCUUGUAGUUCAGGACUAUGUUCACAUCAAAGGACCCACACUGGGGAAAAACCAUAUAACUGCCUGGAGUGUGGCCAGAGCUUUGCUUGUAGUUCAGGACUACGUUCACAUCAAAAGACUCACACUGGGGAAAAACCAUAUAAAUGCCUGGAGUGUGGACAGAGCUUUACUCAGGGGGGACAUUUACGUUCACAUGAAAGGACUCACACUGGGGAGAAACCCUUGAAAUGCCUGGAGUGUGGACAGAGCUUUGCUCGUAGUUCAGGACUAUGUUCCCAUCAAAGGACCCACACUGGGGAGAAACCCUAUAACUGCUUGGAGUGUGGACAGAGCUUCAUUGAUUGUUCAACUCUACGUUCACAUCAAAGGACCCACACUGGGGAGAAACCCUAUAAAUGCUUGGAGUGUGGACAGAGCUUUGCUCGUAGUUCAGGACUACGUUCACAUCAAAGGACCCACACUGGGGAGAAACCCUAUAACUGCCUGGAGUGUGGACAGAGCUUUGCUCGUAGUUCAGGACUACGUUCACAUCAAAAGACUCACACUGGGGAAAAACCAUAUAAAUGCCUGGAGUGUGGACAGAGCUUUACUCAGGGGGGACAUUUACGUUCACAUGAAAGGACUCACACUGGGGAGAAACCCUAAAAAUGCCUGGAGUGUGGACAGAGCUUUGCUUGUAGUUCAGGACUAUGUUCACAUCAAAGGACCCAC
This is a messenger RNA of Anolis carolinensis (green anole), 3328 nucleotides long. Its product is annotated as zinc finger protein 850-like. The record is from RefSeq and is a predicted model, not a curated record. The coding region runs from base 809 to 2590 and encodes 593 amino acids. The transcript has a single exon. Lineage: Eukaryota; Metazoa; Chordata; Lepidosauria; Squamata; Anolidae.